Messenger RNA from Gossypium raimondii (Peruvian cotton), 2032 nucleotides. Its product is annotated as protein RETICULATA-RELATED 4, chloroplastic. The coding region runs from base 141 to 1154 and encodes 337 amino acids. The record is from RefSeq and is a predicted model, not a curated record. NCBI's taxonomy places the organism in Eukaryota, Viridiplantae, Streptophyta, Magnoliopsida, Malvales, Malvaceae. The transcript is spliced from 4 exons.
GUUAACCAAAUUUUGUAAUAAAGUAAAACGUAACAAGUAUUCCUUCAGACAAAAACCCUUGAGACACACAGGCUGUUUGCCGGCGUUUGGAGUUUUUUCACAAGCAAAACCCAGGGGGAUCACCCCCCCCCAUCGCAGCAAUGUCCAUCGCCACCUGCUUUUCCUCCCCUUCCUUCUCUCCUCUCCACAAGUCUAUCUCCAUCCCUAAAAUUUCCACCACUUUCCCUCUCCACCCCCGCAUUUCCUCCUUCUCCACCACCAACACCACCACCACUCUCCGCUACCGCCAACCUUCUCCGUUUUUAACCUUCUCCGCCCUUCCCGGUGGCAAUGGUGGAGAUAUCAACAACUCAGAUGGUGGCGGUGGAAACGAUGACAAUGGCAAAGGCAAUGGUGGUGGUCGUGGUGGUAGUGGUGGUGAGGAUGCGGGUGAUAAGAACAGGAAAGAAGCUAUGGUUGUGCUGGAGGAAGCAGGUAGAUCAAUGGAGAGUUUACCCAAGGACUUGGCGGCGGCGGUUCAAUCUGGGAGGAUUCCUGGGUCUGUUAUAGAGAGGUUCUUGGGGCUUGAAAAGUCGGGGUUCAUGCGGUGGUUGAUGCAGUUUGGUGGGUUUAAAGAGAGGCUUUUGGCUGAUGAUCUUUUCUUAGCUAAAGUCGCCAUGGAAUGUGGUGUUGGGAUCUUCACCAAGACUGCUGCAGAAUAUGAACGUCGCCGAGAAAACUUUUUCAAGGAGCUGGAAAUAGUUUUUGCAGAUGUGGUAAUGGCCAUAAUUGCAGAUUUCAUGCUUGUUUAUCUUCCUGCUCCAACUGUCUCUCUCCGGCCUCCUCUUGCUGUCAAUGCUGGAGCCAUUUCCAAGUUCUUCUAUAGCUGCCCUGAUAAUGCUUUUCAGGUUGCUCUCCCAUCCCCCAAUGCCAAAUUCUCCCAUCCUAAGAUUCAAUAUUGUAGAUCUCUAAGUUGGAAUCUCAACCAAGGUUACCGGUUGUUUCGGCCAAAUCACUCCAUUCCAGUAGUGAACCGGAGCAAUAACUUUAAGUUUUGCUAUUGUGUUGGUAACAACUAUAUUUGUGCAUACUGGUUGAUUUCGCCCGUGCCUGUUGGAGUACAGUGUAUCAAUCGGUACUAUCUUUUUUAUAUUAACGUUGGAUUUAUUGAAUAAUGAAUUGUUAUAUUCUUAGUAUUGGAUGAUUUUUCUUUUGUUUAAUAUAUGGAAUAAUCUCUUUUUUGCUUGUUUAUUUUAGAUUCAUUUAAUGAUAGAUUGUUUUUGUGAAAUUUAUUGAAGAAUAUUUUUAUAUAAAUUAAUGAUUUAUUUAAUCUAAUUAUUUGAUAUUUGUAAAUACUUUUUAUAUACAUAUCAGAUAUUUUUUUUAAAAUAGUAAUGUGUCUGAAACGGUACCUCAAAAUAGACUGAUAUCAAUACGUACCAAUGCCAGUGGAGAAACAGUAUGUUCCUUAGUCCUGUGCUGUCUUGAUCUCAACUCCCAAUGAACUAGGGUGUCAUUUUUGGUAGCAAAUGGUGAACGUCUGAUUUAUUUCAUAAAAACCAUUGAAAUGUAAAGUGUAAUAUUUAAGUCUAAGGUUUUGUUGGAGCAUUAGCUAUUGCUGACAGGUAGCUCAAAAUGGGAUGCUUUCAUUGCUUGUUUUGGUGUCGGUAAACAUUACGAUAAUGUAGCUAUUUGUAUUGUAGGUAGGAGGAAGGAAAACCUGCUCUUCUGUUAGUUACCUUUAGAGUAUUUGUCUAGCUAAAUAUCUGGCUACUAUAUUGACAAAAAAUUUAGCUUAUGAUGCUCUAAAUUUUCAUUUUUCUUGAAGAUAUGUUUGACAUGCAUGUCCGCACAUUUUCAGGCAUAGGUAUGAGAUAUUCAUGUAUGAGAUAUCUAACACUCACAGUCAAGUCAAAGUAACAUAGAAUUUAGGUAUUAGAUGAGAAGUUUUGUUGUUUGAAGUUCUGUUUAAUUCCAGAUGUGUACCCAUGAAACAAGCAUGUCUUGACAUACCUAUUCCAUGAUGCAUAAAUGCUGGGAACUGAUUGUGUUU